UAUUCAGCGUCGCAAUUGCUAUUUUCGAAAUGCUAACCCGUGGUGUCCUAACAAUGGAUAUGAUCCAGGGCAUUUUUUCGGGAAACAUAACCAUUUAUAUAAUCUUUGUCGUUGCUAUCAUCUUUUUUCGUAAAUAUCUAAAGGGAUCGGGAGAUAAUAAUCUCGAAAAAACUAUCUUAGCAUUAAGUAAUGAGCUUCAAAGAAUGCGUACAGAAGCUGAAUGGAGAAACGAAACAGCAUCUCAAGCAGGAUCUAAUCGAUUCUCUUCCACAAGUCACGUUUCCAUGGGAUAUUAUUCCGAAUAUACGGAUGAAUAUGAAACUUAUUGGGUCGAAUUUACGGCUCUUUUUAAUAAUAGGAGGAAAAAAGAAGGUCGUUCUCCAACACAAUUAUACAAUAUUUUAUCGAUCGAAAUUGGUCUUAGUGCUAGCACAUUAGCUAAUUUUUAUCGACAUCAAAAAUCGCCAAGAAAAACUUCUAUAGAUAAAAUUAUCGAAUGGGUUGAAAAGGAAGGAAAUAAAAAA
Molecule: messenger RNA, 524 nt
Organism: Racocetra persica
Lineage: Eukaryota; Fungi; Glomeromycota; Glomeromycetes; Diversisporales; Gigasporaceae
Source: the annotation of a GenBank genome assembly